GGCCACUCGACAGACACCAUCGCCCCAGCUGAUAGCCAGGCGGGGAGAGAGAGAGAGAGAGAGAGGGGAGCUUUCAAGGACUCGAAGCAUAAGUUACCCAGCCUCCUCACGAUCCAACCCUAGCUCCUUUUCACACUGCCACCCCCCUUCCCUCCUGAGUACCCGAGGCCCGGCGGCGGCUCGAGAUGCGCUGCGAAUCGGCCCGGAAGAUGGCGGCUUGAGAGGGAAGAAAGCGGCCCCGCUGGCAGACAGUUCCGCAUCGGCCUCCGCCCCUUCCUCCAGCCGGCCCACCCUCCCCCGGCAGUGACUCCCGACAGACUGAGAGAGAAGCAGCGCCGCUUCCCCCUCCCCCAUCCCUCCUGGCCUGGUCCUGGCUCUGGCCUUGGCCUCAGGCCCCGCCGACAUGGAGUGCCCCCACUUGGCGAGCAGCGUCUGUAUCGUGCCCGACUCCACCAGGUUCCCGAGCGGCUCGCCGUCCUCCUGGUGUUGUGCCGUUUGUCGCUCCAACAAAAGUCCAUGGGUCUGUCUAAUGUGUUCAAGUGUUCAUUGUGGAAGAUAUGUGAAUGGACAUGCCAAGAAACACUAUGAAGAUGCUCAGAUUAAUUCGAACAACAUUAAAAAGUCGGAGAAGCAUGAAAAAGAGAAAUUGCAGCAUGCGGUUUGUAUGGAUUGCAGCAGUUACAGCACCUUCUGUUACAGAUGUGAUGAUUUUGUGGUGAAUGAUACCAAGAUGGGCCUGGUUCAGAGGGUCAGAGAGCAUCUACAGAACUUGGAGAAUUCAGCAAUUUCAGUAGACAGACACCGCAAAAGAAAGUUGAUGGAAAGUUCAUCUGUGAGCAACAAGUAUUUGAAGAUAAAUGGAGGGACCACUGCCGUUUGCGCCACAGGACUGCGGAAUCUGGGGAACACCUGUUUUAUGAAUGCCAUCCUCCAGUCACUCAGCAACAUCCAGCAGUUCUGCUGUUAUUUCAAGGAGCUUCCAGCAGUGGAGUUGCGCAGUGGUAAAACUGCAGGGAGAAGGACUUAUCACACUCGGAGCCAAGGAGAUAACAGUGUCUCCCUGGUAGAAGAGUUCCGGAAAACACUUUGUGCCUUAUGGCAAGGAAGCCAAACUGCAUUCUGUCCUGAAUCUCUCUUCUAUGUAAUUUGGAAAAUUAUGCCAAAUUUCAGAGGAUAUCAGCAACAAGAUGCUCAUGAAUUUAUGCGAUACUUGUUAGACCAUCUCCACUUAGAACUUCAGCGAAGCUACAAUGGUAUGACAACUUCAUUUAUCUCACCAGACAGCUCAAGCAUCUCCUCAUCCAGUAAAUGCUGCGUAAAUGGUGUUUCAACAAUUGUCACAAACAUAUUUGGAGGAAUACUUCAGAAUGAAGUAAACUGUUUAAUUUGUGGGACUGAAUCCAGAAAGUUUGAUCCAUUCCUUGAUCUUUCAUUAGAUAUCCCAAGUCAGUUCAGAAACAAGCGAUCCAAGAACCAGGACAAUGGACCAGUAUGUACUUUGCGUGAUUGCCUACGGAGUUUCACAGAUUUGGAGGAGCUGGAUGAAACCGAGUUGUACAUGUGCCACAAAUGUAAAAAGCGACAGAAAUCCACCAAAAAGUUUUGGAUUCAGAAGUUGCCAAAGGUGUUAUGCUUGCAUCUGAAAAGGUUUCAUUGGACAGCUUAUCUGCGAAAUAAGAUAGAUACAUAUGUAGAGUUCCCUCUACGAGGUCUAGACAUGAAGUGCUUCUUAUUGGAGCCCGAGAACAGUGGUCCAGAAAGUUGCCUCUAUGACCUUGCAGCUGUGGUGGUGCAUCAUGGUUCGGGAGUUGGCUCGGGUCAUUACACUGCAUAUGCAACUCAUGAAGGGCGUUGGUUCCACUUCAAUGACAGUACUGUUACUUUGACUGAGGAAGAAACUGUAAUGAAAGCCAAGGCCUACAUCUUAUUCUAUGUGGAACGCCAGACCAAAUCGGGAUCGGGCACCAAACUUUAAUGCAUCCCAUCUUUUUAUAUAUAUUUGCAACAUAUAUACUGAUUUGGAGCGCACACAAACAGUUCCACAUUUCCAUAAGUACUUGAUAGCUCAAGACUAUUUUCAUCUUGCACUUUUAAAUCGCUGAUGAGAAUUUUGUUUAUUGCACCAUUGCUAGUGUCAAUACAGUAAUCGAGGACACCUGAUCUAAUUUUAGCCUAUCACAAAACCUCAACAGAAUAUCUUUGAAUCUGUAAUGGCUGCUGUUGAUCAAGAAUUUAGUGGCUUGGUUGACAUUGAAAUUGAAUAUUUUGAAAUGAUCUCUGUACUAUACAUUAUGGGGUAGCAUUGAUUGGCUUCAAGGUGCACUUACAUUAGUGUUUCUUCAACUGUUCACACUACAUCUUAGCCUGUGAUUUCUAAUUUGACACAAGGUUCAGAAGUCCUCAUUGUUUCAGCAGUCUUUCUGCCUGAAGUGUACCAACUGAUAAAACACUUCAGUUUAGAGUAAGUGCACGAGAUCAAUAAAGUGCUGAUGUAAGUGUUUGAAAUUAUUGUCUGCACAAGAAACUAAUUGAGUAUCCCUGAACACUGUUGCCCUUCUCUCUGAUAAACAGCAUAUUACUUCUAUAUUCAGAACUUGAUGCCGAGAUGAAGUUCAGUAUUAUGAGAUACAUGGAGUGUAACUACACCUUGACUCUGCAUUGCUAUACCUCCCUGUAACUGCCCAUUUAAAAUGGAAAUAGAUCUGUCUGUAAUUGUUAGGGUUUUUUUCUGUUGUCAUUUUUCUUGUGACCACUUGUAAACACUGGUAACUCAGAACAAAAGUAUUCGUCCCAUAUUCACCCAUGCUACAGAGGUACAUUUAUGAUUUACAUUUUAAUUUAGGUUUUCAACUCUAUUGUUUCUAAAAGAAAAUCUCAUUUUCUUGAGAUGUCACCAGGCACUUGCAUCUUUCAGAAAGCAUGAACAGUUAAAAAUAAAUUAUGGUAUGAAAAAUAAAAUGAACUGCUGUGUAAAAAAUGGCCUUCUCAUCUAUCCCAAUACUUUGCUGGGCAGAGUAGAGUUUAUCCAUAGCUAUCUGUAUCACGUGUUGCCAGUGAGUGACUAUGAUUGGAUGUAGGAUGGUAAGUAUGGCUUAUGAUUUGCAACAUCACCUGAUUAAGAAAGACAAAUUAAACAUGCUGAGUUACAUUUGGGGAACCAGAGUCUGGGUGCAUCUUGGACAAAAUCUUUUCUAACCAUUACAGUAUACAACAUGAAAUAGUAGAUUACAGCUAUUGGAAGAGUCUUUUACUUGUAUAAAAUGGUAUGAUGUUAUUUUCGUACCAGGAUAUAGUCCUUUUUACUUAUCAAAGGCACUUCUCUCAUAAAUUCCAUUUAUAGUGGCCUGAAUGGUGUUUUAAUUACACAAUGAGAUGAAUGAUGUAUUUGCAUGUGGAUGUACUAUAUGAGGCGGCAGCAGCAGCAGAAAAGGCAGUUUGAGGUUUCAGGCACGAGACUCAUGUCUCUUAAAUGUGAAAACGUACACAUCCUAAACUUGAAUCUGCAUAUUGAAACUGUACAAACUUAUUUAAAAUAUUACAUUGUUUUGGUUGCAAAGUAAUGAACUGACACAGUAACAUCAAUCACCAUGGCAUUUAUUCAGUUUAAUCCCCACAAACAAAUCUUGAUUGUAAAUGUACUACUAUGGCUGCUUAUAAUGAUGGUAUGUAUAUUAGUAAAUGUUCAUGUACUGUUUCAUUGAUAGUAAAGUGCAAUGUUAAUGAUGCAAAACAGUGUUCUGUCUUUAAAAAUAAAACAUUUUAUAAAGGAGUUUCUUUCAGGGAAAGGUAGUGAUAUAGCGGUAAUGUCACUGAACUAAUAAUCUAGAACUUCAGACUAUUGCUCUGGGAAUAUGGGUUUGAAUCCUAUCAUGGCAGAUUUGAA
This is a messenger RNA of Hemiscyllium ocellatum (epaulette shark), 3883 nucleotides long. RefSeq names its product ubiquitin specific peptidase 3 (gene usp3). Gene Ontology annotation, biological process: protein deubiquitination. The coding region runs from base 404 to 1975 and encodes 523 amino acids. Gene Ontology annotation, molecular function: zinc ion binding; cysteine-type deubiquitinase activity. The transcript is spliced from 15 exons. NCBI's taxonomy places the organism in Eukaryota, Metazoa, Chordata, Chondrichthyes, Orectolobiformes, Hemiscylliidae. The record is from RefSeq and is a predicted model, not a curated record. Gene Ontology annotation, cellular component: cytoplasm.